UAUGGUUUCGUCGUACUUGGUUCAUCAUGGGUACUGUUCAACAGCAACUGCCUUUGCCAGGGUCACAGACACCACAAUCCAGGAAGAACAGACCUCAAUAAAGAACAGACAAAGAAUACAGAAGCUAGUAUUAGCAGGCAGAGUGGGAGAGGCUAUAGAAGCCACCCAGCAGCUCUAUCCUGGCCUCCUAGAACAUAACCCCAACCUGCUCUUCAUGUUAAAGUGUCGGCAGUUUGUGGAGAUGGUGAAUGGGACAGACAGUGAAGUACGUUGUUUCAGUGCCCGCAGCCCCAGAUCCCAGGACAGUUACCCUGGGUCCCCCAGCUUAAGUCCUAGACACGGAUCAAGCAACUCACACGUUCAUAGUACCGGAGCAGAUAGUCCAACCUGUAGCAAUGGAGUCAUGUCCACAAAAAGCAAACAGAGUCACAGUAAAUACCCAACACUGAGUUCAUCAUCUUCAUCUUCCUCUUCCUCCUCCCCCUCAUCUGUGAACUACUCUGAGUCCAAUUCUACAGAUUCUACCAAAUCUCAGCAGCACAGUAGUACGAGUAACCAAGAAACCAGUGACAGCGAGAUGGAAAUGGAGGCUGAGCAUUACCCCAAUGGAGUCCUGGAAAAUUCAUCCACCAGGAUAAUGAAUGGCACCUACAAACAUGAAGAGAUCCUGCAGACGGAUGAAUCCAGCAUGGAAGACAGCUGCCCCCAGAGGCAGCUCUGCGGAGGGAACCAUGCUGCCACGGAGCGAAUGAUCCAGUUUGGACGGGAGCUGCAGAUGCUGAGCGAGCAGCUUUGCAGAGAAUAUGGGAAGAACACAAUGCACAAAAAGAUGCUUCAGGACGCGUUUAGCUUGUUAGCUUACUCAGACCCUUGGAAUUGCCCCGUUGGUCAACAGCUGGACCCGAUCCAGAGGGAACCUGUGUGUGCUGCUCUUAAUAGUGCUAUAUUGGAAUCUCAGAACCUGCCAAAGCAGCCCCCGCUGAUGCUUGCCCUGGGCCAGGCCUCGGAGUGUUUGCGGCUCAUGGCUCGCGUGGGCUUGGGCUCCUGCUCCUUUGCCAGAGUAGACGACUAUUUGCACUAGCCACCAGAGCAAGACGGAGUUGACAUCGUUGAGUGCUGCCCUUCACUCUCCAUUGCUGCCACUCUACACCACCACCUCGUUCGAUAGCCUGACCUCCCUGCCACCAACACCCCCUCUAGCACACACACACGCUGCCUGCGAAAGGAUUGAGCGAGUCCCUCACGUGUGGCUAUUCCUGACCCCGGGAACGACUGGCAGAUCUUACCUGUCUCCCUGCCAUUGCUGCGGCUCCAGCGGCACUCAGUAUUUCGCUGGUUAUUCUGAUGUAGCGCCUUCCGAUGUAGGGAUUUCUCUUUAUUUUGAUUUGUUUCUCAUGGAUCCACCAGUAUUUUAUCUGGAGAGGUUUGCUGAGCUGGUUUCUGCUGAUUUACUGAGGAAGCUCAUCAAGUUGGUGACAGCUUGUUCUUUUCUUCCCUUCUCCCUCCAUCGUGCACAUGCAGCAUCAUCUUCUGUGCUAGUUAUCUGAACUCUUCUCGCAGUGGCAGUUCAGAGGGAUUUUUUUAUUUUAUUGGAAUCCUGUUUAUUAAAAAGGUCUCUUCCACCUCCA
Molecule: messenger RNA, 1628 nt
Organism: Eurypyga helias (sunbittern)
Lineage: Eukaryota; Metazoa; Chordata; Aves; Eurypygiformes; Eurypygidae
Product: ran-binding protein 10-like
Exons: 8
Biological process (GO): cell surface receptor signaling pathway; cytoskeleton organization
Cellular component (GO): cytoplasm
Molecular function (GO): protein binding
Source: RefSeq, a predicted model, not a curated record